Messenger RNA from Sphaeroforma arctica JP610, 498 nucleotides. RefSeq lists its product as hypothetical. NCBI's taxonomy places the organism in Eukaryota, Ichthyosporea, Ichthyophonida. The record is from RefSeq and is a predicted model, not a curated record. The transcript has 3 exons. The annotation marks the transcript as partial.
GUGCGCAAGGAGCAUCAGGAAGAAAUCAACACUCUCCUGACACAUCUAAACAAAGAAAAACUGAAACGCAAAGACGCUGUUGCUGUGGCGGAAACACUCAUCAGUGAAAACAGAAGUCUGCGCGAAACUCACCAGCUCGAAAUGUUGCGCAUAACUCAGACCUACGAGGAGAAGUUUCAAACAGAGAUGGACGAGAGAGUGGCGAAGCAGAUGAAGUAUUUGAUUGAGAAUCAGAAGACGGCGCACCAUGAGCUAGAGUGUCUGCUCAACAGAGAGAGACGCGAGAACAGUCGCCAGGCGGAGGCGAUCAGUAAACUUCAGAGCUCGAAAGUGAAUGAUGUCGCGGUCGCCAUAAGUAACACACAGAACGAUAUGGAGAAAGAUGCCCAAAAGCACAUAGAUGAGAUUAAGCGUGUUUGUACAAUGGAAGGUGUGUUUUACUUGGAAAUAGCAUACGGCGUAUGUCUCAAUAUAUGCAUAUACUGUGUACACGCGUGA